Messenger RNA from Lucilia cuprina (Australian sheep blowfly), 1711 nucleotides. Its product is annotated as methanethiol oxidase. Bases 145 to 1599 code for a protein of 484 amino acids. The transcript has 6 exons. Lineage: Eukaryota; Metazoa; Arthropoda; Insecta; Diptera; Calliphoridae. Gene Ontology annotation, molecular function: selenium binding. The record is from RefSeq and is a predicted model, not a curated record.
UUUCGUGAUAAGUAAGAGAGGGGAUUGAUUGCACACUAAAUGAUACGUUAGGAAUUAACAAAAUUUUCGAGUGAUUUCUUAUUUAGUUUUAUUUUAUUCGUGCUGCCGUCUAGACGUGUCGUGUCUGUUGUUAAAAUAAUUAAAAUGAGUGUAAAAGAAUGUUGUCAUGGCCCUGGUUAUGCCACUCCAUUAGAUGCCAUGAAAACUGGUCCUAGAGAAAAAUUAUUGUACACUAUAACUGUACAACCCAAUUUGGACGAACCUCAUGGCGACUAUCUAUCAACUGUAGAUGUGGAUCCAGAGAGUCCAACAUAUUGUCAAGUUAUUCAUCGCACAUUUACCAAUCGCAAAGGCGAGGAAAUUCAUCACACGGGUUGGAAUGCCUGUUCAAGUUGUUACUAUUUGGACAAAGAUGCCAAACGUAUUCCUAAGAGAGAUAAAUUGAUAAUGCCUGCAGUUAAUUCCGAUAAUAUAUAUGUAAUGGAUGUUGUGACCAAUCCUCGUAAGCCCGAAAUUAUUAAAGUAGUCGAUGGAGAUGUCCUCAAGAGCCACAAUGUCACAGCCCCUCACACCACUCACUGUUUGGCUGAUGGCAACAUAAUGAUUUCCACAAUGGGCGAUGCCGAGGGAAAUGCCAAAGGUGACUUCAUACUUUUUGAUUCAGAAUUUAAUUGUUUGGGUACCUGGAUUAAAGGGGACAAAAAACCUCUUUGUGGUUAUGAUUUUUGGUAUCAGCCAUAUUUUGAUGUUAUGGUAUCCUCAGAAUGGGCAGCACCUAAAAAAUUCAGAAGGGGUUGGAGAGACGAAGACAUUAAUGAUCUUACUGAAUAUGGAUGUCGCAUAAAUUUCUUUAAAUGGUCAACACGUACCUUAUAUCAAACAAUUGAUUUGGGACUUGAGGGUUUUACUCCAUUGGAAAUACGUUUUAUGCACGAUCCCCUGAGACCUGAGGGUUUAGUCGGUUGUGCACUCAAUGCUAAUGUUUUCUAUUUCAAAAAGAAGGAAGAUUCUGAUGAAUUUGAUUGCAAAAAAGUCAUUGACAUUCCGUCCAAAUUGGUAAAAUUCGGCGACAAUGAACCUCAAGAAGUUGGUGGCAUGAUUUCAGAUAUUGUGUUAUCUCUCGAUGAUCGUUACUUGUAUCUUAAUCUCUGGCGUCAUGGUGAUGUUCGUCAAUAUGAUAUUACUGAUCCUGAAAAUCCAAAACUGACAGGUCAAGUAUUUUUGGGUGGUCCAGUAUGCAAAGAUUUAGAUGACGUUAAAGUAAUAGAGGACAGAGAGAUGGAUGAACGCCCAGAGCCAGUGUAUCUGAAAGGAAAGCGCCUGGAAGGUGGACCUCAAAUGAUGCAAUUGUCCCUGGAUGGUAAACGAUUAUACGUUUCAACAUCUCUAUUCUCUCGAUGGGAUAAAAUGUUUUAUCCAAAAAUGAUUGAAAAGGGUGGUCAUAUUUGCAUGAUCGAUAUUGAUAUCGAGAAUGGUGGAAUGAAAUUAAAUGAAGAUUUCUUUGUUGAUUUUGGUAAGGAACCGUAUGGACCAGCAUUACCUCAUGAAAUGCGUUAUCCUGGUGGUGAUUGUACAUCUGAUAUCUGGUUAGCAAGAUAAAUACUAUGUAGUAAUGGAACAUUUUUAUACUUUUUUAUAAGAUCAACUAUAGAAAUUAAUAUAUGUAUGUUUAAAUUUGUAAAUAAAUAUUAUUCGCAUUUUUUAUUAUUAA